AUCGCAUAUCGAUAUUAAUAUCGAUAAUAGAUAUGUGCAAAGUAAUAUGACUACACGUUUAUAUCAAAUUGCCGAGUUGAAAGGACACACAGAUAGGGUAUGGUCUGUUGCUUGGUCUCCCACCGGAAAUGUUCUUGCCUCUUGUGGGGGUGAUAAGACAGUUCGGUUAUGGGUUUCCAACUCUGACACUGAGUGGAUAUGUACCAAUGUUUUAGAAGGAACACACAAAAGGACAAUACGUAAUAUUGCUUGGAGUCCAGACGGGCGUCAGCUUGCCACUGCAAGUUUCGAUUCUUUGAUUGGUAUUUGGGAACAGGAGAAAGAAGGAGGGGAUUAUGAAUGCGUUGCCACUUUAGAAGGUCAUGAAAAUGAGGCCAAAUCUGUUUCGUGGGCAAGGUCCGGAACAUUACUUGCUACAUGUGGUCGUGAUAAGAGCGUAUGGAUAUGGGAGGUGGGAACUGAUAAUGACUUUGAAUGUUUGAGUGUUCUUCAAGAGCAUACGCAAGAUGUAAAGAUGGUUACGUGGCAUCCGACCAAAGAAAUAUUAGCAUCCGCUAGUUACGAUGACGCAAUUAAAAUUUGGAAAGAAGAUGAAGACGAUUGGUACUGCUCUAACACAUUAGAGGGACAUGAAAGCACAAUAUGGUCAAUUGACUUUGAUAAAACCGGUGAAUAUUUAGACGAUAAAACACUUAAAUUUUGGCGUUGUUAUCAUCCAGAUAAUCGAGAGGGAAUAAUUACUGAUCGAAAUGAGCCAAAAUGGAAAUGCAUAUGUACCAUGAGUGGAUAUCAUCAACGAUGUAUUUAUUCCGUGAGUUGGUCAAAGGUUCAUGGUCGUAUUGCUAGUUGUGGUGGAGACAAUACGAUCAGGGUAUUCGAGCAGGAAGAAAGCACAGUUUCUGGUAGUACAACAGACACUACUAAUUUUUCAAUGAUUGCGUCAGUUACAUCAGCUCACGGGGCUGCGGAUAUCAAUUGUGUGCAAUGGUAUCCUACUGAAAAGCACUUUAAUUGGCUAGCUACAGCUGGUGAUGAUGGAGUUAUUAGGAUAUGGCAAUUGGCUGAAGAAUAA
Dentiscutata erythropus is the source of this 1072-nucleotide messenger RNA. The record is from the annotation of a GenBank genome assembly. NCBI's taxonomy places the organism in Eukaryota, Fungi, Glomeromycota, Glomeromycetes, Diversisporales, Gigasporaceae.